Pimephales promelas (fathead minnow) is the source of this 3779-nucleotide messenger RNA. RefSeq names its product hyperpolarization activated cyclic nucleotide-gated potassium channel 3 (gene hcn3). The record is from RefSeq and is a predicted model, not a curated record. Gene Ontology annotation, molecular function: voltage-gated potassium channel activity. Gene Ontology annotation, cellular component: membrane; dendrite; HCN channel complex. Lineage: Eukaryota; Metazoa; Chordata; Actinopteri; Cypriniformes; Leuciscidae. Gene Ontology annotation, biological process: sodium ion transmembrane transport; potassium ion transmembrane transport; regulation of membrane depolarization.
AUUUCCUUCCCAGCUGGGCCGCUGAGUAGUGACGCUCUGUCCCCUACCUGUUCACCCAGACAGCUUGUUGAACAGAUAACACGCAGGUGUCAGCAGAGAGGGAGAUAAAGACAGCGGCUGCUAUCAAGAAGCCGAUUAUAUACUCAAACAUCUGCUGGUUUCAUCCCGUUCUUUAUGUAAUAACUUGCGCGUGGUUUGAUGACAAGACAACCCGCGCGCUCAUUCUGAGGAGGUUUCGCCAGUGCGCGAGAUGUUAUAUGUAUGGAAAGUUGAUACAGGGGAAUAAUAUUGACAAUAAUUGCACUUAUACCCAGAGGAGCUCUCCAAGGGCGGAUGCAUUACGCAGUGAGGAACGUCAGGAUUCUCCUGGAAGUUUUUGGAUCACGCGAGAGUCCGAUUGUACUGGUACAAAAUGAUUCUGUGUUUGGGAAAGUGUGAUGUCUUCAAUCUGUUCUUGAGAUUCUGCUCAAUUUAUCUGCCAAAUUAGUCAUCAACCUGAACCUGCAUUAACAUCAGAUCUGACAUGGAUGGUGAUUACAGACAGUCUCCGGCUUCAAAUGGUGACUCGAAGCUCCGCUCCAGAGGUGCCUUCUCCUUAACCAACUGGCGUUCCUCUUCAAGGACUUUAUUGCAAGGAGGAGAGGAUGUGAGCAAAAGGCUGCUGUCUAUUGCGAACCACCAACAGGAACGGACAGACUCGGGGGACAGUCCCACCUCAAAGUCCCUUGAGGUGACCGCAGGGUUAGAUGGCACAACAGCAACUACCACUGUGACCCCCUCCACUCCACCUCACCCCAACAAAGCCAUGGCCGAGUCAGCAGGGCCUUCGGAAGCCCCUCUGCCAUCCGAAUCAGAGGAAAGGGUCUUUGAUGACCAAUCCACUUUCCUCCAGAGACAGUUCGGAGCCAUGCUGCUGCCAGGGGUCAACAAGUUCUCGCUGCGGAUGUUUGGGAGUGCAAAGGGUGUCGCUGCCGAGCAAGCAAGGAUCAAAACAUUUGGGGUGUGGAUUAUACAUCCAUAUAGUGACUUCAGGUUCUAUUGGGACUUGGUUAUGCUUUGCCUGAUGAUGGGCAACCUCAUCAUUCUUCCAUGGGGUAUCACCUUCUUUGAGGAUCAGAACACGCUGCCGUGGAUCACCUUCAACGUGGCCUCUGACACCCUCUUCCUGGCUGACCUCGUCUUCAACUUUCGUACCGGCAUAAUGGAAGAAGAAAACUCCCAAAUCAUCCUGGACCCGCAAGUGAUCAGUCGGCGUUACCUGCGAGGCUGGUUUACGAUAGAUUUCAUUUCCUCUAUUCCGGUGGACUACAUCUUCCUGGUGGUGGAUAUUGAGUCCCGGCUUGAGUCGGCAGAGGUGUACCGCACCGCCAGGGCACUGCGUAUCGUCCGCUUCACCAAGAUCCUCAGCCUGCUCAGAUUGUUGCGCUUGUCCAGAUUAAUACGUUACAUUCAUCAGUGGGAAGAGAUCUUCCAUAUGACCUAUGACCUAGCAAGCGCAGUGGUUCGCAUAGUGAAUCUGAUUGGAAUGAUGCUGCUGCUGUGUCACUGGGAUGGCUGCAUGCAGUUCUUGGUGCCCAUGUUGCAAGACUUCCCAGCAAACUGCUGGGUCUCCAAAAACAACAUGGUGAAUUCCACUUGGGACGUCCAAUACUCCUAUGCGCUUUUUAUGUCCAUGAGCCACAUGCUGUGUAUUGGGUAUGGUGCUCAGGCUCCUGAUGGACCAACUGAUGUCUGGCUCACGAUGAUCAGCAUGAUUAUUGGUGCUACCUGCUACGCCAUGUUCUUGGGCAAUGCCACCAACCUGGUCCAGUCCUUGGACGCUUCCCAUCGUCAGUAUCAAGAGAAGUAUAAGCAGGUGGAACAGUACAUGUCCUUCCACAAGCUGCCAGCGGACAUGAGGCAGAGGAUCCAUGAUUAUUACGAGCACCGCUUCCAGGGCAAGAUGUUUGACGAGGAAAAUAUCCUUGGAGAACUCAGUGAUCCACUAAAAGAGGAGAUAGUGAACUUUAACUGCCGUGGGCUGGUAGCUAACAUGCCACUGUUCUCAAAUGCAGAUCCUCAUUUUGUCACUGUGCUCCUCACAAAGUUACGCUUCGAGGUCUUUCAGCCGGGCGAUAUGGUCAUCCGUGAAGGAACGCUCGGUCGUAAAAUGUACUUCAUCCAGCAUGGCUGUGUCAGUGUAAUUACUCAAGACAAUAAAGAGAAGAGACUGAAUGAUGGCUGCUACUUUGGUGAGAUAUGUCUACUGACCCGUGGCCGUCGUACAGCCAGUGUCAGAGCCGAAACAUACUGCAGACUUUACUCGCUCAGUGUGGACAGCUUUAAUGAGGUUUUAGAGGAGAAUCCAUUAAUGAGGAGGGCGUUUGAGAGCGUGGCGGUGGACCGGCUGGACCGUGAAGGAAACCGCAUUGUGCAUUCACAAAAGAGCAUGGAGAAUGAUGGGGAGUGACGGAUUCUUUGCGUGAACUCUCUCUUGAUGAAUUCUGUCCGAAAUCUCACUGAAGAUGGAUGAAUGUAGAACAAAACAUAAAGGAAAGUGUUACAGUGUCCACAUAAUUGACAUUAAUGACAAUGUACAGUUGCAGUAUGGUGUGAUUUAUCUACUUAAAAUAGUUAUAUCCUUUUCUUUCUUUGACAAUGCAAUAUAAGAAUGAUCAAUAUCAGUCCUGUAGUUCUGAUCAUGUUUAGCUGACUAUUGAUAUACUGGAUCUAUGUAAUUCAUUUUCAGUCAGAACCCAUUAGUUUAGCAGGGACCUUGAUCAAUGUGAUGACAAAUCAAUAUGCAACAAUAUAUUAUAAUACAGUUUAAUUAACAAUACAAUGAAAUGAGCAUAGCAUAAAACAUAAUCUAACAUUACAACUGUUUAUUUACUUAUUGUUUACACUCCAGGAACAUGUCUGUCUUGGAAAAAUCACAAUGCAUCAAGUUCAACCAAUCAAAAAAAGUUGAAAAUAAUAUUUUCGAUUAGAUGUUCAACAAUACAAUAAUAACACUGAAUUCUAUCUGCUUUCCGGAUCAACAUUGAGCACUUAAGAAUCAUGCACUGUAACAAAAUAUGUCAUCUGAAAGACUUGGCUGUAAGCUGGGACAUCCUGUCCACUGUCUUCUUAGCGUCAUAUUAAAGUAUUAAACAAUAUUAGUCACAUAAUCGCUGAUUAAACUCAUUUCCGUUUGGCGUGCUGAGUCCUUGAGAUGUGCUUUUGAGGAAACUAUUUACUCAGGAGCAAAUAUUAAUUUUAAAUAAAAUUUUGUUUGUAACAUUUCUACUAUUCUCUGUGGUUGUAAAAAUAAAUAUAUUUUGUCGCACGUAAUGUGUGAUAUUAUAGUGAUGAAUUAUGAGUAUUAUUGAAAAACAAUUGUAAUUCUUCUGAGUAUAAAAGUUAAUUUGAUGUUUCCAUGACGAUAUAGAGAUUGUUUCUGGGAACAAUUGUGGGAAUUUAUUUUGAUUGCAACAAUACACUAGUGAGAUGCAGUGAAGAUUGUUACUAUAAAGAUGUUUACAGCACUUUUUUACUAAAAUUCACUUGAAAGGACAUCAUAAUAUAAGCUGUAAACUACAGUCUGCAAACAGUUUAGUAGUCAUGUUAUCUGCCUGGUUUAAUAUUUACAGAUUCCCUCAUUUAAUUGCUUUCAUAUACUAAAUAAAACUACACUUCAUGUUUGUGCAAUUUAUAACUGGGGGUGAAAUGACACAGCAAAGGUGGUCUACUAAUGUGAUUACAAACAGUAUUUGGCACAGUUUUGAUUUUUUAAAUUGUAAAAUUUAUUUUCAUUGUAU